GUUUCCCAGGAGGACACCCGAGCUCAAUUCCUCAUCCCCGGGGGUUCCUUGGGCCGCAACCGAGCCGAAGCCUCGCUGGAGCGGGCGCAGAACCUCAACCCCAUGGUGGACGUCAAAGCCGACGCCGAGAGCGUGGAGAGCAAACCCGAGGAGUUCUUCACCCAGUUCGACGCCGUCUGCCUGACCUGCUGCUCCCGGGAUGUCAUGGUGCGAAUCGAUCAAAUUUGCCACCAAAACGGCGUCAAGUUCUUCACCGGCGACGUUUUUGGCUACCACGGUUACAUGUUUGCCGACCUCGGGGAGCACGAAUUCGUGGAAGAGAAAACCAAAAUCACCAAAGUCAACCCCGGUGUGGAAGACGGGCCGGACGCCAAAAAAGCCAAACUCGACCCGGCGGAGACCACCAUGGUGAAAAAG
This is a messenger RNA of Leptosomus discolor (cuckoo roller), 417 nucleotides long. The record is from RefSeq and is a predicted model, not a curated record. Lineage: Eukaryota; Metazoa; Chordata; Aves; Leptosomiformes; Leptosomidae.